AUAGAUUCGACUAACGAACGGCAUAAUACGGCUUUCGCGGCGUGAAAAAAUCGCGAAAGAAUCUCACAUAAUACAGAGAAAAAAGAAAAUUCUGUAGUGGGGCGGGCGGAUUGUAUGCAUAACAAAAGUGCAAUGGCGUAUCUCUGCGAGUAAACAAACAAAAGCCAAUUGAGCAUUUAAAUACGCGUAUAGACACACAUAGCUGGACACUCACACACACAUACGUAUAUAUAUAUACAUGUAAAUCGAAGUGGACUUGCCCUGGUUUCACAACUUGGAAUGGAUAGGGCGCCACCGCCAAAACCGCGUCGUGCGCGACACAGAAUCAGUGCCAUGCACUAUGAAUCCUUGCCGACGGCACCGCCUGCCAUGUGUGGACGGGCCGAUGAGAACAUCUUUCAGUUUCCCGCUGUGGCAUCUCGGGCGCGCAACCUUUCCGCCUCGCCCAAGCUUCGCGAUGAGAAGGAUUUGCCCGCGUGUGAACAUGGUAAGCACAGCUGCCACUUCUGCCAGCCUUACCGAGCAGAUCGGGGUACAAUCGAGCCGCUCAAGAAUCGACUCAACACGGCCAUUGAGGCCAUGGAUCAACUAACGCGCACCUGUGCAUUGCUCGAGGGCCUGCUCGAGCAAAAACUGGCCACCAUCACGGACAACGAGGAAGAGUCGGCCACCGAAAUGGAAACAGAUAUUGCAGUCUCCAAUGCUGCUUCAACAUCAAUGUCAACCCCAACCGCAGCAGUGGUGCCCGUUGCUGCGCAAGCUCCAGCAACCUCAACUCCCACCGCCGACACCGAGUUCGAAUUGGAGCACUCAUUGACCUGGCUGGAAUCGCUACUAGGCACAGAGGUGCUGCCACCCACAAAGCAGGGCAAAUUUAAGCGGAUACGCGAGCGCAGUAAGUCCAUGAUGGAGGAAGAGAUACACAUGUAUUUGAAGGGCGAACGACAGCUGAAGAGCACCUCUCGGCCAUACUUGCUGCGCCGCCAGAGCACCUACAGUGACAACAAGUCCAAGGUGUCCAAGUGGACCAAGGUAAAGGCUGCCUUCAAGUGGGAGCGGGCCAAUGUGCCGCCCACAGGUGGCCACGAUUCGAACUCCUUAAUGCCGCUUAAUCUAGAAGUGGAAAGAUACUUGAAAGUGCCGAUAAGCGGUGCUGGCGGCAGCAGCUCAGCGGACAGCAUCAUCAGCUCCUCAUCGGGUCACUUCUUGAGCGAAACUGGCGGCACGCCUGGCACCAUCAGCUCGGCAAGCUCCUUGGAUGAGCUUCAUAUGGAAGCUGGCAGUCGCCAACCAAUGCGGCGACAUUCAUCGAAGAGCGAGACGCGUGCCUCCAGCUAUGAAGUGGAGCUGCGUAAAUCUGCCACCGAUGAACGCUUGGAUGCGGCCAAGUCCACGCUGCCCAGCAAAUCAUCAUCGAAUAAAUCUCUUCGUCGCUCGAAAGCCUUCUCCGACUUUGAGGUUCUGCCAGAGGAUCAUGUGGCGGACAUUAAGUCGACGAGCAGUCGACGGAACAAGCUGCCGCCCAGUCCCCUGAAUCUCAACCAGGUGUGCAGUGAUCUGCCGCAGCUGCACUCGCCACUCAAGAGUCCGAAGGAUGGCGGCCAGUCAGCUAUGUCACGCAUGCGUCAGGUCAACUCGCCGGGCAACUCCUCGGUGCCGAGCAGUCCAUCUAGGCUAUCGGAUUUCUUUGGUGAAUUUGAGAGCGAGGAACUGUCAAGUGGAGUUUCCUCGGAGCCCACGACGCCAAACUGUAAGACUUUCACACAGAACGAAGAUGAAGUAUUUCAACAUUAUCAACUUCUACUACUCAAACUAGAUAUGGAGUUCAAGCACAAGCAAUGCGAAUUAAAGCGAGCCAGUGCGAGUAAUCGCAGCGUCAAGCUGUGCAGUGGCGGCCCCGGCCCCGGCAGCGUCAGCGGCAGCGGCAAGCGCAGCAGCGAGGAGCAUUCACCCACGCAGCUGCUACACAGUGAUCUUAUGUCCACCGAACAGCUCGAGCAGAAUUUGACGCCGCAGUUCAAGAAGAAGCUGCACAAAUGGCGCGCCAAGCAGCAAAGCUCCAAUUGUUAUGCCAGUUCCGAGCCAGCAGCGAGUCCCACCGCCAAGAGUCUGAGCGGCGGCGACAUAAAGCCCAAAAUCGAUUGGAAUCUUUGGAGUUCCGGUGCCCUGAAGCUCGAGGGCCAGGGCUUGUGCGCGCUGCCCGACCAAAAGGAUUUGCCUGAGAAGUUUCAAAAAAAGCUGGAGCAAUGGAACCGCUUGAAAUGUGCGCCCGGUGGCGGCACCAACUCCGACAAUGAUUCCCUGAAACGUGGCUCCAAGCAUAAUCAGUCCACGCGGCGCGGCUCCGAUGAUGAUCGCUGGUAUAAGCACAAGCCGCACGACAAGGAAAAAUUGGCACGCCUGAAGGCCAUUGUGGCGCCGGAUCAUACAUCUAAGAAUAUUGAAGUCAAGACCUCGGAUGGUGAGGUGAGAAAAUUCGAGGGCAUCUCCCGCAAAUUUACGCGCAAGCUCUAUGAGUGGGAGAAGGCCAGAGGCAUUGGACCAGAGGCCUCCACCUUCGCGCUGCUGCAUCCCGGCUACAGUCCUUUGUCUGUGGGCCUCAUCAACAGGCAGGAGUGCAAUAAGAACAACACCGAACACUCACCGACGCUGAGCCGCUCGCUGUCGCUGGACAGUGUGACGCCGAACGGGAAUCAGGCACAGGUCAUGUCGCAGCAAGCCUCAUCGUUGUCGCUCAACGAUAUGAACGAUUUCAAGGAGAUGCAGGACUGCACAGAUUCGGCGGAUCACGAGUUCAAGAAGUAUGACGAGCCCGAGGCCGUUAUGGUCGAAGUGGAGGAGCACAUACACGACACCGCCUCCCCGCUGGUAACCGCCCACACGCUGGUCGAGCAGCAAACGCCUAUUUACAAAUACGAGGAGGUGCAGUGCAACGACUACGUCAACUCGCGUCGCGUUCAGAGCUUUGAGUCGCACACGAACCUGGCGCCGCUGCUAGGCGCACUGAAACGUGCCGACGAGUUGUUUGCGCAGCUCAAGCAGGCCACAGCAGACAUUGUGGAGCAUGUGGCAAUGCGCGAUUGCCAGGCUGCCUUGCUAAGCAUUCGCAGUAUUUAUCUCUACUACUCCAACAAUUUGAUGAAGCCGAGCGUGCUGAAUGCCGUGUCCGAUGUUCAGAGCGACUUGGGCCGCCUGGCCGAGCUGAUUGUAAAGUCGCCGUUGGAUGAGGCCUGCUGUCAGGAGACGAUGGCAGAGCGCACGACUGAGUACUUGGAGGAGCUUCAAGGUCUACACGAAUCGUUACUCUGCCUCAAGUUGAGCAUACAAGGCGGAACAAAUCGUUUUCCCCGUGAUGUUGUACCGGACAUCAACAUAACUGGCGAGGACGGACAGCAGGUGGAGAGCAGCUCAACCUAUGCAACUUGCCAUGCUUCUAGCCGCGAUCAUCUGACGCUAGACGAGCACAGCGCCGCUUCACCCUCACCCUCGCCCAUGGAGCACGAGACCGAGACGAGCACCACAACAGGCACGCUAUGCCGCGCUAGCAGCUCCGUCAAUGCGUCUAAGAAAAAGCUGCGCCUGCGCAAGAUGGGCUCACGUCAGAAUAGCAAAACCGAGAGCGAUAGCAGUGAUGCGGAUACCCAAAGUGUGCUGGAGACACCGCGUCGCAUGCGCCGCAAGAACUUUCGGCUAAAGCAGCGAUCUCUAGACGACGAUUUUCGCUUGGGCUCCAUUUCAACCGGUGCCCAUACGCCGUCGGCCGAGCCAGAUGAAAUCAUUUGCAGUUCGCUUAAAGUCAAGCCCGGCGAACGCAUCGAGGAGUCACAAAGCAUAGCCAGCAGCACGACCCAGCCAACGACCAAGCAAACUGGCUUCGUACCACCGCCGCUGCCAGAGCAGCACACGCGCAACUACAACACCAAUGCGAAUGUGUUUGUGAAGACUAAGCGCAAGUUGUUCACUGCAGUCCUGAAGCCCAAUGCUGCCGAGGGCAUAGCUCUCAUAGAGAAAGAGUUGGAGAGUCCCACGCAUAGCGUCGAGGAGGCACAGUCGCCUAGACCGAAGAUGCCGACUAAGCACACGACUCCACGUCCACUUAGUCUAUACAAAUCCAUAAGCUUGGAGCGCUUAUCGCCUCUGCGUGCCAAGGACGAGCUGCGCAAGUGCCAGAGCACCAAUGAUCUGCAUCGAUCGGCCAUUCCGGUGCGUCUGCCCCUUGCUAGCGAUAGCAUAAAAUGCUUGACGCGCUCCAAGCGUCAUCUGGGCACGUCGGCCCAUCCCCAAGCGCCACCACGCAAGGCGCAUCUCUACAAGAAGAACUCGCUGCACAAGUCGCAAAGCGCCACAGUUAGUAACAACAUUGAGCACAAGAUUGCCAAGACCAGCUCCGGCUCCACCGUGAGCAAGGCCUGGCCAGCAGCGACAUCCCUAGUAUUGCCCAACAGGCUGGACAACACGCUGCCACGCAUACAGCGCAAGUUGGAGGGCAAAGGAAAGGCUUUGCUCACGCCCACCAAGGCAAAGCAUUUCGAGUUUCCACCAUCCAUUUUGGAGCCCCAACGGCCAACAACGCCGCUGACUGAGCGCGCAAUGCGGCUGCAACAGGCCAAGGCUGAGUUUCUGCAGAGUGCGCCCGUAACGCCUAGGCAGGAGCCCACGACGCCCAUAGCCAUUAGCGCUGCGAAUCUGCACAAGAGCGUCAGUGUGGGCAGCAUGCGCGGCGACGUAGGCUGCUCGACAGAACAGCUACAGCAACGACAGCAGCUGGCGCAACAGGAGGUGACUACGGAUCAGGAGAGUGUAAGCAACUCCAGCACCUAUGACAGUUUGCCGCGUUCUGUCAGCCGCUCGGCGCGCAUCUCCAGCAAGCUGGGCUUUGCCACGCUGGCCUCCAAGCUGCGUCGCGGCGGCAAGAAGCCCAAGGAGCCACCUGCCCCCAUGCCAGCCGGCAGUGCACUGUCCGCACUCUGUCGCCAAACGCUGAUGGCCGAUUUGGUUAUUGGUGGCGAAUGCCCGCCAGCCAGUCCCUCGGCUUCUACAGCGGGGCCCGCUCGCAAUGUGCACAAGUCGCAAAGCUCACCACAAGCGGCCAUAUCGAACUUGCAUGCCAGCUACGAGGGCCUCAACAAAUCACUAAGCGAGCAGUAUGUACGCCAGCUCAAGGAGAGCGACGUCUAGUCAGCCAUUUAUGAGCACCUUGAAGUCCAGAUCUAACAGCUUACCAAAUAUAUUCUAAAACAUAAUUCUA
Messenger RNA from Drosophila hydei, 5248 nucleotides. RefSeq lists its product as uncharacterized. The record is from RefSeq and is a predicted model, not a curated record. The coding region runs from base 280 to 5178 and encodes 1632 amino acids. The transcript is spliced from 13 exons. NCBI's taxonomy places the organism in Eukaryota, Metazoa, Arthropoda, Insecta, Diptera, Drosophilidae.